Molecule: messenger RNA, 526 nt
Organism: Trypanosoma rangeli
Lineage: Eukaryota; Euglenozoa; Kinetoplastea; Trypanosomatida; Trypanosomatidae
Exons: 1
Source: RefSeq, a predicted model, not a curated record
AUGCGCGUGCGUUAUUGGGGAGGGGGCGGCUGCCGUCAGAAAAUUUUGCGGCAACUGCGGAGAAAUGCAGCGUAGGGCUGCGUGGCGUCCGACGACAGUUCGGCGGAGAGGCUAUUGCGGGGUUGCGGAACAAACAACGUGGAAGGCGGAGUGGGAGCUGCCGGCGCUUUCACUUUGUCAGUGUGCUGUGGAAGGGAAAGGGCCCUUGGAGCCUGCUGUGGUUUGCCGCUUGCUGCUCUGGGCUGUCGCUAAGGCAUACGCUGAGGAACGCGCAGAACCUUUUUUGUCUAUGUUUUUUUUUUCUUUAAGGGAUGGUGCUGAUUCCUUGAGCAGUCUUUUUCUCUGCGUCUCUCUUUAUUUGGGUGUUUUGGUUGAUUGCACCUGUUCCGCUGUCUCAGACGGUGUUUGUGUGUGUGCGAGGGACCCCGCUUGCAUUCAGAGUUUUGUUGUUUUUAAUUUUGCCUUGGCUUUGUGUAAUGAUGCUUCCCUUCUUGUGUGUGUGUGUUUUGGGGACGACGGCAAGUGA